Messenger RNA from Aspergillus mulundensis, 324 nucleotides. RefSeq lists its product as uncharacterized. The record is from RefSeq and is a predicted model, not a curated record. Bases 1 to 324 code for a protein of 107 amino acids. The transcript has 2 exons. NCBI's taxonomy places the organism in Eukaryota, Fungi, Ascomycota, Eurotiomycetes, Eurotiales, Aspergillaceae.
AUGUCGUCGAUGCGCUGGAUGUGCGUGUUUCUGCGCCGCGCUGACGAGCGGCAGAGGGCGUACCGGAAACGAAAGGCCAUGGAGAGGCUGGGCCUUACGGCGGAGGCGCUGGCGAGGUUGUUUGGGGUUCACCACAUUUGUUAUGCGUUGCUGCCGUCGCCUGUUCAUGCGGCUGCUCCUGCGCCUGUGCCUGGGGCUGCGCCUGGGGCUGUUGGCGAUGGUGGUGCCCUAUACCUGUUCCAGUUGCUGCUGCUGGUCCUGCUGGUCCUCCAGGUGCUCCGGGUGCUCAACUUGCUGCCCUGCUAUCGCCCGUGCAAGUGCUAG